Messenger RNA from Diabrotica virgifera virgifera (western corn rootworm), 1657 nucleotides. RefSeq lists its product as uncharacterized. Bases 282 to 1592 code for a protein of 436 amino acids. Lineage: Eukaryota; Metazoa; Arthropoda; Insecta; Coleoptera; Chrysomelidae. Gene Ontology annotation, biological process: recombinational repair. The record is from RefSeq and is a predicted model, not a curated record. The transcript has 4 exons.
GUUGCCUCAUGCGCGUUCGUGCUCAAGUGAAUACCCAGCUUUAGAUUUUUAAAAUAUACGCUGUUUUUCACUAGUUUUUUUACGGACUACCCCCAACACACGCCUCUGUAUUAACUGAUAAAACACAAAAUUGGCUAAUUUCAGAAUAGCAAACGGCCAGCAGUAUUCUUCAUUUCUCCUAACCUACAAAUUUAAACUGUCAAAAUGUUGUUUUGAAAAGUUAUUUUUGUUGCUACAAAAACAUUUACAGCAAAAUUUGUUAGAAUUGUCAUAAUUAUAAGAUGUUUGAAAGUGGAACAAGUUUUGGUGAUGAUGAUUUAGAACUGGAGACAUCAUUUACACCAAUCUUUAGUAGUACACAAAAUAAAUUAAAUGAAAAACGUAAAAAUGAAGUCUUUGCAGAAAAAAAUUCUAAGAAAGUUAAAACACACCACAACACAGCAGCUUCAUUUAUUAAAAAUCCAGCAUUGGCAAAGGCAACCAAAGAGAAUUCAUUUUCACCUAAUAAAGUUGUAAAAAGAAUGUUUCCUGGUCCAGCUGGACUUUUACCUGACGAUAUAGGGAAGAAAACCAUGAUAACCUCUCGUAGUUCAAAUGAUGAUUCCGAGGAAUUUUUCUUCUGUUCUCAAAGAUCAGUAUCAACUUUUACAGAGGGCCCAUGGAAACUAAUGACAGAAGAUUUUUCUAGCUGCAACGAUGAGCAGCUUUAUAAUAAGUUUACUAUUAGUUGGAUAAAGAAAAAGUAUUGCCAGAAACGAGUUUUAGACAAUUAUAAAGCUCCAUUUUUAGCUGCUAUUAUUCAAAAUUUAGAAAUUGUUGAUGGUAAAAAUCCAUCAGUACACAUAACUUUAAAAGAUACUACAGGUACCAUCGAUGGUGUAAUUAUUCACAGAUUCUAUAAAGACCACUCAAAAUACUUCACCACAGGCUCAGUUGUGGUUCUAAAACAGUUUGGUGUUUUAAACUCAAAUGAGAGACACUGUAUUACCAUAACUUCAAAAAAUGUGCUUGUUAUUUACCAUAUACGAGAUCCAAAUAAAGAAGAUGCUGAUAAUACAGAGAUAAAAGAACCUUUUGAAAAAGUUGUCUUGCAGCAUUAUAAUAUUGAAGAUAUUUGGAAAGAAGCAAAUUCAAAUGUCGCCAAAGUAUCAAAAAAUAAUAAAAACCUUUUAAAAAACAUAAAUAACACACCUUAUGGUAAGAAUAAAAGUAGUUCUCACAAUAUUUCGAGAGGUAUAAAUAUUUCUCCUCAAAACAAUGCCUCUCUAUCAAAUAUGAGGCAUAAUAUUCAGCAGUCCAGCUGUAGCAAUUUUUUGUUGCCAAAUAUUAAUCACAUAUCUACACAUAACCAAAAUAGGAAUAAUAUGCCAGAAAAUUUCAGUUUGGAGAAAGGCAUAGCUCAACACGAAUCUAAGAAAAAGUUUGAUUUUAAAAAAGUUGGCACUGAUGUAAGCCCAACGAAACCGACUAAUGCUGAAAAUGUAGUGAUAAGUUGUAGUGAGAUGUCUGUUACAGCCGAUAAAAAGGAUAGUGAAAUAUGGAAGUCUGUAUUGGAAGAUGUUGAUUCUGAGUCGCUGUUUGGUGAUUUUUAACUUUUUGUUUAAUUAUUAUGUAAAUAUUUGUACGGAGGCAAAUUUAUAUACAUUGUUUAGUUUUA